Molecule: messenger RNA, 600 nt
Organism: Myxocyprinus asiaticus (Chinese sucker)
Lineage: Eukaryota; Metazoa; Chordata; Actinopteri; Cypriniformes; Catostomidae
Exons: 4
Coding region: 1-402 (133 amino acids)
Molecular function (GO): 2 iron, 2 sulfur cluster binding; nitrite reductase [NAD(P)H] activity
Source: RefSeq, a predicted model, not a curated record
AUGACUGCUCAAGAAGAUGAGAGUGUUUCCUGGAGGCCGAUAGGCCCUGUGUCUCAGCCGUCCAAGAAACAAUGUCGGUUUAUCUAUUCGUCUAAUGGAGGCGACGCGGAUUUGUGUCUUUUCUAUGUGAGUGGGGAAAUCUAUGCAAUCGACGCUCAUUCAGGGCACAGUGGUAAUUGUGCAAUGCAAUGUCCUUUGUGUGAUGGAGAUAUUGAGGAGGCCGAUGGUGUUCUUCAGGUUUUCUGCCCUUUGCAUUAUUAUGAUUUCAACCUCAGAAUGGGAAAAUCAAGCACAGGUUUACAGCAACAGGUAUAUGGAAUGAAAUUGGAAGAUGGCAAUGUGUACGUCAAGCAUGCAAGCAACCUGUCGUUACAGCCUUUUGGUCUGGUCAAAGAAAACUGAAGUCCUUGCUCAUUUACUACAAUAUUUAUUAGGGUGAUUCCCACGAAAUGAGUCAAGAAAAUGUCCUGGUCCUACUUUACUCCAAAAUCAAAGGAAACAAAUAAGAAAUUAUAUUUUUCAUAUACAAAUUAAGGCUAUUUUAGGGCCAUUCAAAUUUUUUACUUUAUGACAUAAUUUAUGGCAGUAAUGCACAUUUUA